AUGUCGCAUGAGCGAGAACGCGAAUCAAACACAUCGCCUCCACCUACACCGGCCGUUCCUCCAAGAUAUGUUGCUUUUCCGCCACCACAACCUCACCUCGUGCAUACCCAAGGCGGCGUUGCCUAUGUUGCAUAUCCGCAACCAAGUCUUAUAUCAGAUGCGCCUAUUGUUAAAGUUGCCCCUACAUUUGAUCCGUAUCCCGAAUACUGCCCAAGGUGUCGGGUUGUAGUCAUUACAAGUCGUGUAUGGGACUUUGGAUUCUGUGCUUGCAUAGUGUUGAUUGUGGUGUUGUGCAUGCCGCCCCUUUGGCCGCUGCUUAUUCUUUUGUGCACACAUGCCGUCAAGGAUGCUCACCAUUAUUGCCCUUUUUGCUCUACUCUUCUUGCGAUCAGAAAACGAUAGCUUCUCAAAUGAUAAACAACGGAUAACCCUACUAGCUUGCUCACCUAAAUGAUAACUUGUUUUUUUUUUUCAAAAAAAGUGAUUUAGCCUCUAUGUCAUUUACGAAAUUAACUUUCUAAAUUCACAGUAUGUUCAUUCUUG
Cylicocyclus nassatus is the source of this 543-nucleotide messenger RNA. The record is from the annotation of a GenBank genome assembly. NCBI's taxonomy places the organism in Eukaryota, Metazoa, Nematoda, Chromadorea, Rhabditida, Strongylidae.